AUGCCGAAGGAUUCCCUGGCGGUAGAUGAGGUCAUCGAGAUGAAGGAGGAGGUACCGCCGCACAGCCAAAGGGUAUCCAGGAUGAGUGCGCAGCAGACCCCGAGAUCGAGCAAUCAACACUCCGCUCGUCUUCAAGGAGGCUCAAGUUCGACUCAGCAGACCGGAGUUCUCAUGGUUGGUCCGAAUUUUCGGGUCGGGAAAAAAAUCGGAUGCGGAAAUUUCGGAGAGCUGAGACUCGGACGGAACCUUUACACAAACGAACACGUUGCGGUCAAGUUGGAAGCUAUGCGAUCGAAAGCUCCGCAGUUGCAUCUGGAGUACCGAUUCUACAGGAUGCUCGGGUGCCAUGAGGGCGUUCCUGAGGUGUACUAUUUUGGUCCCUGCGGGAAGUACAACGCAUUGGUCAUGGAGUUGCUGGGUCCAAGCUUGGAGGACCUGUUCGAAAUGUGUCGGAGAAAGUUUGCGUUGAAGACGGUGCUGCUGAUAGCAAUUCAGCUCCUUCACCGCAUGGAAUACGUUCAUUCGAAGCAUCUCAUAUAUCGGGACGUGAAACCAGAAAAUUUCCUGAUAGGACGAUCUUCCACUGCAAAAGACAAAUUUGUCCACAUCAUUGACUUCGGUCUAGCGAAGGAAUACAUUGACGCGGAAACCAAUCGUCACAUCCCUUACCGAGAGCAUAAAUCAUUGACUGGAACAGCCAGGUACAUGAGCAUCAACACUCAUCUGGGACGCGAGCAAAGUCGUCGCGAUGACUUGGAGGCACUCGGUCACAUGUUCAUGUAUUUUCUUCGGGGGAGUUUGCCAUGGCAGGGACUUCGUGCGGAGACCUUGAAGGAAAGAUAUCAGAAGAUUGGCGACACAAAGCGGUCUACGCCGAUUGAGGAACUUUGCGAAGGACAUCCAGAGGAAAUGGCGACGUAUUUGCGUUAUGUGAGACGAUUGGACUUCUUCGAGACCCCUGAUUACGAGUACCUCCGAGGUCUAUUCCAAGAUUUAUUCGAACGUAAAGGUUACGUUGAAGAUGGGGAAUUCGAGUGGACGGGAAAAACCUCGAUUGAGGUUUUGCUGUAUUACUGA
Messenger RNA from Notodromas monacha, 1077 nucleotides. NCBI's taxonomy places the organism in Eukaryota, Metazoa, Arthropoda, Ostracoda, Podocopida, Cyprididae. The record is from the annotation of a GenBank genome assembly.